UGAUCUGGUAUUCAAAGUAGGGCGUAUAAAUGUGCACGAUAUUUAGUUAUAUUUUCAAUAUACGGUUAUUUUUCACAGUGUUAUCGUACAUUUUACAAUAGUUAAUAUUGUUGCUACGAACAAGGAGUUUAAUUUGUUUAAUUUAAUCGAUUAUGGCACAAAAUUACAAGCAUACGAAAAUAGGAAUUCUGACUGUGGCUACAUUGCUUGUAAUGACACUAGCGUUCACGUUUCAACACAUAAACGUCUUUUCAACACAAAUAUUUCAUACAUAUACAGAAACUACGGAAUUAAUGAUCAGUAACACAUCGCACGGCUAUGGCAUCAGUGAUCCACGAGACCCAAAAUUUUACAAUAUCAUACUUGAAGAGGACGCGCUCGUGUUUAAACCUUGCAAAGAUGUUACUAAAGCAGCUUCGAUAAGUCACUCAAAAAUAUCACUGACAGAUCGUGUGAGUGGGUCUUACAAUAUUGGUGAAGAUAUUCGAGCUAUUGUAACUCUGUACGAUGGUUAUGGUAAACGUAAACAUUCCGGGGGAGAUCAUCUAAGAGCAACAAUAGAAAACAAAAUGCUAAAAGCAGCUGUCCCUUGUGUUGUGACUGAUAAUAAUGAUGGAACGCAAGCAGUGACAUGUGAGGCAUUAUGGAGCGGGACUUCAACAAUUCAAGUAACUUUAGCCUAUACAAGAGAAGCAAUUACAGCCAUAUAUAGAAUAAGAACACAAUUCAAGAGCGGAACUUACGACGAAACUACUAUCUGUCAUCCAAACGCUACACACCUGCUGAAGUUAACUAAUUACACAGACGUUUGUGAUAUGACUGAAAUAAACUUUGGAAUGUCGUUUUAUUGCGGGAAACCACAAAAUAAGCAUUUGCAGUGUCAGGACAUGCAGCUGGUAGAAGAUGGUAGAAUACCAGCUCCGGAACUUCAGUUCACAGGAUGCGAGAACAUUCUGAUGGAAAGAGGACAGCAAGCAUUAUAGAAUAUAGCGGUUAACGUACGUAACAAGAAUGGAGGUAGUCGUCAUUCAGUUAUAGAGAAAUCGUCCAUACCUUGUUCAAAGUACAACAUUACACUUCUCUGGUUGUCUAGAGAACCAACAGGCUUCUUUUAUGAUGGAAAAUGGAAUCUUCGAAAUUGUCUUGGUAUCCAACAAAAUUUUUAUGAGACAUGUCUUAAAAAUAGGAGGUUAUAUGUGUUUGGCGAUUCUACAACCAGAGCCUGGUAUAACAAUAUCCUUAAGCGUUUCCAAUGUCGACAGACUACAGAAAAAUGGCAAUUUGAAAAAUGGAAAAAAGAUUCGGAGUGUUACAAUAGACACAUUAAUUUUAAGGCAGGAUGGUAUCCACAAGCUCACCCAUUCUUCGCGCGGAGAUG
Messenger RNA from Mercenaria mercenaria, 1378 nucleotides. Its product is annotated as NXPE family member 4-like. The coding region runs from base 153 to 983 and encodes 276 amino acids. The record is from RefSeq and is a predicted model, not a curated record. The transcript is spliced from 7 exons. Lineage: Eukaryota; Metazoa; Mollusca; Bivalvia; Venerida; Veneridae.